Molecule: messenger RNA, 584 nt
Organism: Drosophila willistoni
Lineage: Eukaryota; Metazoa; Arthropoda; Insecta; Diptera; Drosophilidae
Product: general odorant-binding protein 56h
Exons: 2
Coding region: 38-430 (130 amino acids)
Biological process (GO): sensory perception of smell
Molecular function (GO): odorant binding
Source: RefSeq, a predicted model, not a curated record
CCCCUAUUUAUCAGAACUAAUCCCGGAACACUACGAAAUGAGAGCCAUUUUAGCAUUGACAUUGCUCCUGAGCUACCUGACAAAUGUGCUAGUGGCCAGCGAAACACCAGAUAUUGGCAAGCUAACAACUACUUGUAUGACCGAGCAUGGUGUGACUAUUAAAGAUUUUGCUGAUCUAAAGUCUGGGGCCACCAAGCCAGAGGAUGCAAGUGACAAUAUUAAGUGUGCCACACAGUGCUUGGUAGUGAAACUUGGUUUCAUGGAUGAGGAAAGCAAUAUAUUAACAGAGAAUGUUAAGGCGAAAUUCGACAGUACUCCCAUGGAAAACACUGUUAUGGAGGCUUUAAGUAAAUGUGGCGGAGUCAAAGGUGUCAAUCCUUGUGACACGGCCUUCCAGAUCAUGAACUGCCUUCAACCAUACGUUAGUUAGAGAAGAUUGUCAGACAACGAUCACUAUAAACCCAAUCCAAUAGCGCAUUCGCAGGCGUCCUUGACUAUUAUAUUUUAUAUUUCUUUUCUAGUUCUCAUUAUUAAAUAACUUCUGGGUAAAUAAAGCUUUCAGUCUCAAUUGAUUUUUAAGAGGA